This is a messenger RNA of Penaeus monodon (black tiger shrimp), 4359 nucleotides long. RefSeq lists its product as uncharacterized. The transcript is spliced from 10 exons. Lineage: Eukaryota; Metazoa; Arthropoda; Malacostraca; Decapoda; Penaeidae. Gene Ontology annotation, biological process: nuclear-transcribed mRNA poly(A) tail shortening. The coding region runs from base 318 to 3749 and encodes 1143 amino acids. Gene Ontology annotation, cellular component: cytoplasm; nucleus; CCR4-NOT complex. Gene Ontology annotation, molecular function: poly(A)-specific ribonuclease activity. The record is from RefSeq and is a predicted model, not a curated record.
GUGGGUCAGUGAGGACGGACGAGGGCAAGGGAGAGAUUCUUGUGCGUUCGUGUUUAUGCCCCUCUAGUGCGGACUCUGCCGUCGAGCCUCGGUGCCCUUUUUACGGAGUCAUGGCGCCCUCUCUCGUUAUAGAGUAAUACCCAUUUUCGACAUUUGUGUGCACUUCGGCUCUGUACGCUAGGAUGUGGUUCGCUGGUGUACGCUAGUAUGUGGCUCGCUGGCUUGUUUGUGGAAGCGCCUCGGUGGAAGAGAGUUUGCGCCUGUGAGCGGCGGCGGUGAGCCUCCCCUUGCCCUCCGUGCUCGCGUCCGCCGCCAGCAUGGAAGUCGUGAACGACGUGCUGAGCGUGAUGCAGGAGGCCGUGUGGACGGAGCUGGAGCGCGACCUGGUCCUUCACGUGGUGGCCUCUCGCUACUCGCACGACCAGCUGCUGCACGCGUGUCAGCUGCUGGUGGACUGGAUCGGGUGGCGGGCGGAGCUGGAGGACGUGGUGCAGACCCUGUUCGAAGGGAAGCACGAGGGCGUCACAUUCCACAGGAGGACGGCCCCUGGCGCGGCGCACGAGAAGGACGCGCCUGCUGGCUCCAGGGACGGCGGCGCGGCGGCGGGGAAUCCUUUGGCGAGGAGCUCGGUGAGCACUGCGAAGAACGAGCCACUCGCGGACGCAAGGAAGUCUCGCAUUCCGAUAUUCAAGCGAGCGCUACCGACGGCCUCCGGCGCCGAGCCCGAGGGACGCCUUGUGGCAGCCACCUCGGCCGAGGCGAAGGAUGAGGGAGGCUGUUCGGCCGCGGAGGCUACGGCAGCCGGAUCUGAAAUACCUUCCACGAAAGAAACGGUGUGUGAGGAUAAUGAACUACGUGCGGGGCGCGAGCACAACGCCGCCACCAACAGAAAUACGAAAAUAAAGUGUGGGUGUUGCGCCAGUGUAUUAGAGGAGCUGUGUCAGGAAAUCAAAAGCGCAAGAUUUUCCGAUUCCGCGUCACAUCCGACGGAUAGACUGUCCUGCAGGAGAGAGUCCUGUAGAACGGUGUGCGACGAGGAGCCUUGCGGUGGCCGGGGUUUGGGAGAUCUUGGAGAGGCAUCCUGCAGCACCUGUUGCACCUCCGAGCCCGCCGAGAUGGAGAUCAGCAUCAAGUCGGCCAUCCCGGAAGGCUGGAUAGUGCUGGAGGGGAGACACGUCGCCAUCCCGCCCGUCACCGUCAAGCUAUGGAAACUGAUCAUUACCUUCUGGGACAUUCUGCCGCAGUUCGUGUGCGCACAGGAAUCGUUCGGCGCCAGCGUUCAAGAGAAGAGUCACCUGCAGAAGGAGGUGAAGGGCAUUAACAUCCUCCUGGAGCAGCUCAGCUUGCGUCUGAACUGGGUGCUGCCGGCGAUCAGGAAGCAGCGAGACCUCCCGCUCAUGUACGAGGCGGACGUGAGCCUGGUGGACGAGAGUCUGGACGAGGACCUGGCGCAUCUGAAGACCUGGGUCGUCAGAGUGUACGAAGAGUGCCUUGUGGGGGAACUGGAUAUUCCCGAUUUGGCGCUCCCUGGUUCGCUGGGCUCGAGGACCGAAUGCGAUUCUCCCCUUAACGUCAGCACUUACUCCGCCGUCUCGCAAGAAACGGAUUAUUUCGACGUGUCGGAUCCGCUCCUGGCCGGCGAGGAUAAAAACAACAACGUCGAUGAAAUGAAUUACAACGACUCGGUCCCCAUUGUGCAGGACGAUCUUCUGUGUUGGCUGUGGCAGGCCGUGAAGGCGGAUAUGGACGACGAACUGACAGUGCAUCUCGUGGCCUCACACUUCACCCUGCAGGAGGUCCACCUGUCUCGGAAUAUUCUAACGUCAUGGGGGUUUUCGUUGCCGUACAUGAAGGGCGUGCGGGGCCUGCUGAUGGAGAUGGUGGGCGCCCUCCGAUUGGUCACCGACGAGAAUAACAACUGUGCCGUGAAAAAGCUUCCCAAGUUCGUAUGCUGUGACGUGACCAACAGGCCCUCCGUGCGCCCCAUGCGGUGGACCUGCAUGAAAAGGGACCUGGAAGUGCUAGGUGAUAUGGCGCAGAAAUUAACCACGCGCAUAUGCUGGCUCCUCCCCGAGGCCCAGCGCUAUUCCGCGGCUAUGGAGGAUGCGAAAAAGGGCUCCCUGGCGCCGCAGUUGUCAGCCGCCAGCAGCACCUUGGCCAACCUGAAGACCAUCCUGGACUGGGAGCUGGGCGCCUCGCACCACCCAGCGCCAGACGCCUGCGCGAGGCCGAGACCCAGUCCGGGCUCGCAGUUCUCGGCCGCCGUCUUCCAGCCCGUCGUCCGGGACUGCAAGGCGGGGAGGGUGCUGCGAGGGGACGUGGUCAGCCUGGGGAAGCUGCACUCUUGGGCAGUCCAGUCAGAGAGCUUCUUGGCGGAGCCAUGGGGCGGGUGGCUCUGGGCGGGACCUCAGGUGUACCCUGGCGUGUCCGUCGCGAGAGAGAGCGACCCUGUGCCGCUGUUGCCAUCCCAGCACGAUGCCACAGAUCUACUGCAUCAUUGUCAGCUUGCUCACAGUUUUGCUGUAGAACCUACAUACACGCACAUCACGACGCCUCAGCCGCCACAGAGACCAUGGCUACCCCUUGCCGAGCCCGACCGAACCAAACCUUCAUGUAUAUUCACAGUGAUGUGCUAUAAUGUAUUAUGUGACAAGUAUGCAACACGACAAAUGUACGGGUACUGUCCGUCGUGGGCUCUGGAGUGGGAGUACCGCAAGAAGGGGAUUAUGGACGAGAUCAAGCACUACCUGGCGGACAUCAUUACACUACAGGAAGUGGAGACAGAUCAGUUCUUCAACUUUUUCCUACCGGAGCUUAAGAGUGAAGGAUACGACGGAAUUUUCUCCCCAAAAUCAAGGGCAAAACACAUGACAGAAAGUGAGCGAAAGUAUGUAGAUGGAUGUGCUAUCUUCUGGAGAACCAGCAAAUUCAGCCUGGUCAAGGAACACCUUAUUGAAUUUAACCAACUUGCUAUGGCCAAUCAUGAUGGAUCGGAAGACAUGUUGAAUCGCGUCAUGACUAAAGACAACAUAGGCCUGGCUGCGCUCCUGGAGACCAAGGAAGCAGCAUGGGAGAAUUCACAAUUGCUGCCAGAUAAAUCCCAAAUCAGCCAGCCUGUGCUAGUAUGUACAGCCCACAUUCAUUGGGACCCAGAGUUCUGCGACGUCAAACUCAUUCAGACAAUUAUGCUGAUGAGUGAAAUCAGACAAAUUAUCACACAAAUUGUCGAGGAUUCACAGCAUAGAUCUCGGUCUGGGCACAAGAUGGAUCCAAACUCCAUUCAGCUUCUCUUGUGCGGAGAUCUUAAUUCACUUCCUGACUCAGGUGUAGUUGAGUUCUUGACAAAGGGAAAUGUGUCGAUGGACCAUGAAGACUUCAAAGGUUUUGGGUAUAAAACCUGCCUGCAAAAGAUUGCUAUGGCCAAGACUAAUAAUUCAUUAGUCAAUUCUAAUUCCAACAUCUACACCCAUUCUUUCAAGCUCUCGGCUGCCUAUGAUUUUAGCAUCAUGGCAUAUACCAACUAUACGUAUGAUUUCAAAGGAAUCAUAGACUACAUCUUCCACAGCAGUGAGACAAUGUCAGCUUUGGGUGUCUUGGGACCCAUUGACACUGACUGGUUUAAAGAUAACAAGGUGUUGGGCUGUCCACACCCUCAUAUACCUUCAGAUCACUUUCCUCUACUGGUUCAACUUGAGAUGCGGCCAGCAUCAGCAUCCAUCAGCCAACCAAAUGGUCUCCUUCACAGGUAGCCUGUGGGAGACUCUCUCUCCACAACCACCAUUACUUUGGGGGGCAGUCCAUUCACCACAGGUCUCACUAGGAGACCUUAGAAUACCAAAUAGUUGCCAGCUCCACAUUGAAAACAAAGCAGGGAUUGAAUAUAGCCAAGUCACCUGCUAACAUUCACCCCUAAAUUACAUAUGGACACCUCAGGGCAGCCAAUAUGUUGUGAUGAUGGAAAAAUGGAAGUGUUAUGUUGAGCCAUGUGUCGGUUUGGUUAAUCUGCAGGGCUGCAAGUAAAAAGGGAGAAAAGACAUCAUCUGGUUGCCAGAGAAAGUUUAGGGCCCUUUUGAUAUGUAUUGUUUCUUGGAACAGUUGCCCUAACACCAUCCAGACCAUUGAGGCCUUGUUAAUGUGUUUUCAGGAGCACACACUACAAGAGCGUUUUGUGUGGCACUGUGACAGAUUUUUUCCCCUCUUCUCUUCCUCCAUAAAUCUAGAUGAUAGUCAAGUUAGGGGUGUCACGGUACAAAAAGCAUUAAGGUACGAGGAUUGUGUAUGAAUGGAUAUAUACUGCAUACUCUGGUAAAUGGGGCUAGAAACUUGUACAAAAAAUAUAGCUAAAAUGUAGGUCUGAUU